CGUUCAGGUCUCUGGCUCAGCUGCUACAUACGAUGGCUCGGCGUACGGUGCACGUUGUGCUCGCUCUGUUACCCGCUCUCGUGUCUGCGUUUUCAAACACACAUCCAAUUGUAGCAUGGUCAUCUCAUAGUUCGAACACCCUGUAUGCAGGGUCGCUCGAGAAACCGACACACUCUUCGACCAUACUCGAGACGAUACUCUCGAAGUACGAUGUAUGCUUCAAUGAUGCCAUCAUCCUUGUUGCACAAGAAGGUCUUCACGCCUCUGAUCUACGUACUUUGUCGCCUUCUGGUGUCCUGGCGCAAACUCUGAACAUUGCUGAAUCAACGCUGGAGCUGCCGUAUGUACCCCGCAGUACAUCCCACCCAUUCACUCCGCUUGCGAACGCAGUUGCCGAGCGCUGUGGUGCUCGCGUAGUCAGCUACAGCCCUGGACAGACAGAGGUGACUGGAAAUGCUGGCGAGAAGCAUGUGGUAUGUGUCGACAUGCCUGCCGUUAGUGGGCAAGGGACAGAUCGGAAGAACGCUAUGACGGGCCAUGAAUCUGCCCUAGCAUCUUCUCUCGAUACUCUCUCGGCGGCUUUCCCGAGGCAUCUUGUCGUCUACGCGGGCUGGAGCCCAUCCCUCCACCCUCGCCAAUCACCCUCCCCUUUCUCGCCUUCAUCCGCUGGCGUCAAUACAACAAGCGCAAGCGCAAGCGCGUUCGCUGCCCCAACCGGCGGUAUCCUCUCCCGCUAUCAGCUGCUCACGCCAGGGCUGAUUCUAUCGCUGCUUGUCGGGUUCUUUGUCCUCAUCCCGACGGUUAUGUUGGGUGUAUCCGCGGUUUCGAGUAUCAAGUCUCCUCUGCAGGGUGAACCGCCGAAGGGGUACAUAUCUGCGGAGAAGAAGAAUCAGUAGAGGGGGCUAGCUAUUUACUGCGAGCCUGUACUAUUUGACGUUGCAUGCCAUGCAACACGUCCCUUCCUCGAGCUUUC
Molecule: messenger RNA, 973 nt
Organism: Postia placenta MAD-698-R-SB12
Lineage: Eukaryota; Fungi; Basidiomycota; Agaricomycetes; Polyporales; Adustoporiaceae
Exons: 4
Coding region: 33-896 (287 amino acids)
Biological process (GO): fungal-type cell wall biogenesis; (1->6)-beta-D-glucan biosynthetic process
Cellular component (GO): endoplasmic reticulum membrane
Source: RefSeq, a predicted model, not a curated record